Penaeus vannamei (Pacific white shrimp) is the source of this 5200-nucleotide messenger RNA. RefSeq names its product E3 ubiquitin-protein ligase RNF19B. Lineage: Eukaryota; Metazoa; Arthropoda; Malacostraca; Decapoda; Penaeidae. Gene Ontology annotation, cellular component: ubiquitin ligase complex; cytoplasm. Gene Ontology annotation, biological process: ubiquitin-dependent protein catabolic process; protein polyubiquitination; positive regulation of proteasomal ubiquitin-dependent protein catabolic process. The record is from RefSeq and is a predicted model, not a curated record. Gene Ontology annotation, molecular function: ubiquitin conjugating enzyme binding; zinc ion binding; ubiquitin protein ligase activity.
GCGACUGGAUGUUGUACGUAAAAGAGGUUGCUCUCCGGAAAAAGGGAAUUCUUACUCGUUGAACAUCCCCUUUUCAACUUCUAAAUGUGAGUACACGAUGGAGCAGCACUCGAUGUCCUUCCGUAAGCCCGUGAGAAGGGACUAGAGUGGAACCAAGCCGCGAAAUACGUCUUAAAUAAGACUGGGUGGCACACCUGGUAACAACAUGAGCAAACCAUGUGGCGGUAGCAGUAGUGGCAGUGGGGGUUGCCAAGGUGGGGGGGUACGCACUAGGACAUAUCCCUCAGUGAGCUCAAUGGAGCGUGGUGGAGGAGGCGUUACGGGCAGUGGUAGCAGUUCCGCCUCUGGAUUCCCUCGGAUGUCCCUCAGAUCUCUCUUGCUCAACAGUCCUUUCUCCAUCCGCACAAGGUCCAAAAGGGUCCGCACUCCAACCUCCUCUCAUAAAUUGACCAUAGAACCAGAACGAGAUGCAGAUUCUUUGGGAGUCUUCACAGAGGGAACUGGGGAAACCACAAGCUGGAGUUCUAUCAAGCGGCAUACAACCACUAGUAACAGGAGUCGCAUUGGAAGUCGAAGGGGCUCCGUGGGAUCCCGGGGAACAGCAAGGGCAGAAUCAUGCUCAUCAGAACCAGGAGCUACAGCAAGCAGCUGUGGCAAUGUCUCAGGGGGUGCAGGAGCUGGUGCAGGUACAGGGAGUACCUCUGUAGAAGGCUCAUCAGAGGGAGUGCGGCGUGAAUGCUCCUUGUGUCUCCAAGAGGUGUCGGCUGAUCUCUUCCCGACCCUUUUUUCAUGCCCACACUCUGCUUGUCUUCCCUGUUUAAAACAAUAUUUGAAAGUAGAGAUUACAGAAUCGAGAGUUAACAUUAGCUGUCCGCAGUGCAACGAACUCAUGCAUCCCACAGAUAUUCAUCAGAUUGUUGCAAAUGAUUUGCUAUCAGACAAGUUUGAAGACUUCAUGUUGCGCAGGGUGCUAUCCAUGGACCCAGACACACGGUGGUGUCCUGCCCCAGACUGUGGGUUUGCAGUAAUUGCAACAGGAUGUGCUGGAUGUCCAAAGCUGAAAUGCGAGCGUCCUGGCUGCGGAAGCUAUUUUUGCUACCACUGUAAGGCUGAAUGGCACCCUAACCAGACCUGUGAUAUGGCUCGAGCUCAACGUUCACCCAAUGUUCUCCUCUCAUCAUUCAAUUACCUUCAUGACAUUCAGACAAAUGACGAUGUCAAAUCAUGCCCAAGAUGCCAAGUGUUGAUUAUGAAGAUGGAUGACGGUUCCUGCAACCACAUAACAUGCAGUGUGUGCGGAGCAGAAUUCUGCUGGCUGUGCAUGAAAGAAAUUUCUGACUUGCAUUACCUAAGCCCAUCAGGGUGUACCUUCUGGGGCAAGAAACCAUGGACAAGGAAGAAAAAGAUCUUGUGGCAGCUUGGAACACUAAUCGGGGCUCCACUUGGCAUAGGGCUUGUUGCAGGCCUAGCUGUCCCUGCUAUGAUUAUCGGGAUCCCCAUAUGGGUUGGACGCAAAUUGCACGCGCGAUACUCUAAUGGUAGCAGGCAUCGUCGAAAUUUGGCUGUAGUUGGUGGUGUGACUGCUUCAGCUGUAAUAUCACCAGUGCUUGCAGGAUUAGCAGUGAGCAUAGGUGUGCCAAUUUUAUUGGCGUAUGUGUAUGGUGUUGUCCCAAUAUCUUUGUGCCGUUCAGGAGGCUGUGGUGUUACAACUUCAGCCUCUGGUGUUAGAAUUGCUUUUGAUGAUGAAAAUGACAUGGUAUUUGGAUUACCUGGAAGACAAUCAGAAUCAAGCCAUGUGGGAGGUGGAACAGCCAGCAUUGGGGAGAUGUCUUGUGGGGCAUCACUCUCUGCGGAUUCUGCUGCACAUGUCUUAGCAGAAAGUGACCGUGAGUCUGCCAGCAACACAGCCAUUGCCCCAGCAUCCUUGACAGGCUCUAUAGCUUCCUCAUGCAUCUCUAGAACAAACAGAUUGGAAGUUCAUGUAGAUAUUGCACAUGGUGCUCGUUCAAUCGCCAGUGGGGAAACUGCUUCAUUAGCAAUAUCAGAGAGAUCAACCCACACAAUGGACACAGACAAUGCAUCAACCCGGGCUUUAACUGGUUCUCUUUUGCAGUACAAGGUAUCAGAGAGCGAGGCUGAGGAAGAAGCAGGAGCAGGAGGGGACAGUGCCAGCAGGGUGUUAGAGGACGGGGUCGGUGUAAACCCUCACAUUACCAGCCUAUACAUCCACUCCAUUCCACCCUCGGCAAGUGAUAACAACUCGGCUGUCUUGACCCAUGAUGCCAGUAGUGACCAAGGUGCCACAGACUUACGACUAGAUAGUGUAAGUGCAAUAAUCACUGCCAGACAGUUUGCUCGGCGCCACAGUUCCUCAAGCAAGGGAGUGACCUUUCUAGGAGACAGCUGCGAGGCCAGUGACCAUGUCGCUCUCACUUUGGAUGAUGAUGACGAGCAUGAGAAUGGGUCAGACAGUCUCUUUGGUAAUGAGGAGAUUCCUGGAAAUUGUCCAAAUAUCACUCCUAUGGUGGAUCUGCAAAAUGAAAGUGAGAGGGCAGUUACACACAAAAACCCAGGAGGAAGGUUGUUGCAUAAAAAUGUUUUGUUCAGCAAUAGCACCUCUACCUUGCCAUUAGUCCAUGAAAGCCAGAGAAAAAAGAAGAGCAAAGGAGAGAGCAGCAAGCGUCGAGCAUCCAGUGCAGAAGGCAAAGUGCGGAAUUCCAGUAAACCAGUGCGAUGCGAGUCCUUCCCCAAGCUGGAGAGCCAGUGAGUCUGUGAUAAUCGCAUCUUCCUUUAUAUUCACUGAUGGGUAAGAUAAGGACAUAUUAAAAAUCUUCAGUGUGAUAUCCCAAUUGGGAAGCUUUACAUUUAGUAUGUUUAAGCACAAAGAAAAUAUAUUGAAACUAGUUUAUUGUAUUUGGAGACGCAACAGGUCUGCAUUAUUUUAAUUGACAUUUUGGGUACCAACUCUUGGUUCAUAAAAUCUCUGCAGGAGGUGGAGUUAUAUAUUAGUAAAGCAUGGUCACUUUUUCUAUGUUGUUAUUAUUUUGGUCAAAUUAGCCAUGUUGAAAGAAAUUGGUAUUUUCUUGCAAAUAUGUUCAUGAGAAAAUUAUGAAUCUUUUAAGAUUAGAAAUAAAUUCUGGGAUGUUUCUCCUUUCCUCCCUCUCCUUCCUCCUUCCGCUUUCCCCCCUCCUUCUUCUCCUCUCCUCUCCUCACUCUUCCUGCCAUUCUCCUCUCUCCCCUCUGCUUUCUCUAUCCUCCCUUGUCUCCAUCCCCAUCUUUUUCCUUUGCUUCAUUACACAUACUUUGUCUUUGGUAAGCUUCCAUUUGUAACUGUAUGGAUGAAAUUCUUUUUGUGUUCCAUGGAGCUUUCUGUGCUGAAAAAAGUAUUUACUAACAUAGAAUUCAUGUCUAUUUGAAUGAAGAUGAUUACAAUGUUAUAAAUGUGUUUAGUGUAUAUUGGCUAUCCUUUUUCUUUUCUUUCUUUCUUUUUUUGUAUCCCCUUUUCUUCAUCAUGGGUUUUAAUUAAGGUGCAUAUUUUGAAGAAGAUGGUGAUAAGUGCAGGUUCCUGAGUUUCUCAAUAUAACAACUUGUCAGCAUAAGCAAGUGUAGUGUGAGGAGCAUUCCAGAAUUUGGCCGUGCUUUACUCCAAUAAAACAUUCCAGCCUCAGUGUUAUUGUGGAUGUAGAUACUGUACAGUUUAUUAAUAGCGCUGGCAAAUAUUUGUACCUUUCUAGUCGUUGCAGAAUCAUGAAGCUGUGGACUUUGUGUUUAUACCGUAGUGUAAUGAUAGACAGUGGAUGUUGCAAGUGUACUUUUUUUGCACUUGAUUCAUGGAAUUUUCUUAGAUGUAUUUGAAUAUGAGGUUUUGUGAUUAAAGCAGAAAAUGCUUCAAAAUUAUUGCUCCUUAUAGGCACAAGGAAACUGUCCAUAGCAUUACAGUGGAUCAUUUAUCUUUUAUAAAUGUUUUUGUAAAGCAAAAUGCCUUGCUUUUUAAAGUUUGGAAGUAAGCAUAUGGGUAUACUGAUGUGAGUUGCAGCUGCUUUCCAUCUAAUUAGUUGCAACAAGAAUUACUUCUCCUAUGUGCAUUAUCUGCAUGGAAGUGCCACACAACUUACAACUGCAUUCACUCUUUACAGAAGAGAAAGGGUGUUUUAUGCAGGUAAAGAAACAAACACAGAUUUGAUGUCUGUUGUUGAUUUUUUUUUCUUUUUAUCUAUAUGAAUAAAUGUAUAAUAUAUGUAUAUUAACAUAAUGAACAACAUUCUUAGUAUAAAUUAAAGAUAUCAUUUUUAUUUACCCUUUCCUUUAUGAAACGUAAGUGUAUGAUAAACUAGUAUGAAAGACAAACAUACUGAAUAACAGAUGUGUAUGCACAGAUACAGAUGCUCCUAAACAGAAUCACUUAUAUUUACAAGCCCUCAUUCAGCUCAGGCCUCAUCUCCCAUCUUUCAGCUCAUUUGAAUGCAAUCAUUAUUUAUAUAAUAACAGACUUAUUGAUCAAUGUAGGUACAAUUGCAUCAUGAUACAUCCUAACCUCUUAGAGCAUUGAGGUGUACUCUGCUCUCACAAUACACUUGUAGAAUAAACACAAGUUGUACAUGUUAUCUUGGAGAAUAUUUAUAGUUUCUUCUGGUUGCAGUCCAUUUUUCCCAAACAGUUACAAGAUGUAACUUAAUAUGGUUAUUAUCCCAUAAGGCUUUUUAUUAGGUGCUAUGCAGACAAGUACCCAGAAACGACCAAGUUCACUUUUUUUUGUAAAAAUGGGUAUAUGCAAAAAAACAAACACAUCGGGAGAAUAAUGAAUGAUGUAUAGAUAAGUCGAGAUAAAAUAGGUAAAUGAAGAAAAAAAAAAAGAUAAAGGAAAAUGCUUUUAAUAAAGUUAACAAAAAUUAUGGCAUAUUUCUUCCAUGCAGGUAAUUGCAUAACAUGGUAAAUGUGUACGUGAUUGUUAUCGUAUACCUAUAGUUAAUGAAAUUAACUGUAAACCUUAAAAAAAAGUGGAAUGAAAAUGUAUUCAGUAACCAGUAAAAUAACUUCAGAAUAUUUGGAAAUCAUUAUCAUUUUGAUGAUGAUGAUGAUGAUUAUUUUCUCUGUGGCUUUACUAAGAUAUUGUUGUUUAUGUUCUUACAAUAACAAGAACCUGUGAAAUUGUCAGUAUUCUUCUAAAGAAAUGUCAGGCAUUAAUAAACCUUUUUCUUCA